GCAGCGAGUGUCGGAGACCAUGGAUCCUUACAAGUUCCGCCCCUCCUCGGCGCACAACAGCCCCCACUGGACCACCAACUCUGGGGCGCCGGUGUACAACAACAACAACUCGCUGACGGUCGGCGUGGGAGGCCCCAUCCUGCUGGAGGACUACCAGCUGACCGAGAAGCUGGCCAACUUUGACCGGGAGCGCAUCCCGGAGCGGGUGGUGCACGCGCGGGGAGCGGCAGCCAAGGGCUUCUUCGAGGUCACCCAUGACGUGUCCCACCUGACCAGCGCAGACUUCCUGCGCGCGCCAGGCGUGCAGACGCCCAUCAUCGUCCGCUUCUCCACCGUCAUCCACGAGCGGGGCUCCCCCGAGACGCUGCGCGACCCGCGCGGCUUUGCCAUCAAGUUCUACACCCGGGAGGGCAACUUCGACAUGGUGGGCAACAACAUUCCGGUGCACAGCCUCAAGCCCAACCCCAAGUCUCACAUCCAGGAGGGCUGGCGCAUCGCCGACUUCUUCUCCCACCACCCCGAGGCCAUGCACAUGUUCACCUUCCUCAUGGACGACUGGGGCGUGCCACGCGACUACCGCCACAUGGAGGGCUUUGGGGUGCACACCUUUGUGCUGGUCAACAGCCAGGGCAGGGAGACCCUGGUCAAGUUCCACUGGAAGCCAACCUGCGGCGUGGAGUUCCUUCUGGACGAGGAGGCGGUGCAAGUGGGCGGCAGCAACCACAGCCACGCCACGCAGGAUCUGUACGACUCCAUCGCGCGCGGCGAGUACCCCGAGUGGCGCCUCUUUGUGCAGACCAUGGACCCUUCGCGCGCCGACUCGUACGACUUUGACCCCAUGGAUGUGACCAAGACCUGGCCCGAGGACGUCUUCCCGCUGCAGCCCGUGGGGCGCAUGGUGCUCAACCGCAACCCAGACAACUUCUUCAACGAAAACGAGCAGCUGGCCUUCUGCCCCGCCCUCAUCGUGCCGGGCAUCGCCUACAGCGACGACAAGCUGCUGCAGACCCGCAUCUUUUCCUACCAGGACACGCAGCGCCACCGCCUGGGAGGCAACUACCUGCUGCUCCCCGUCAACGCGCCCAAGUGCGCCCACCACAACAACCACCACGACGGCGUCAUGAACUUCAUGCAGCGCACAGAGGAGGUCAACUACUUCCCCUCCCGCUUCGACCCGGCCCGUCACGCGGAGCAGUACCCCAUCGUGUCCCGCCCCCUGGCCGGCCGCCGGGAGCGCGCCGUCAUCCCCAAGGAGAACAACUUCAAGCAGCCCGGGGAGCGGUACCGCAGCUGGGAUACCGCCCGCCAGGAGCGCUUUGUCACCCGCAUCGCAAACGAGCUGCUGCUGCACCCGCGCACCACGCAGGAGAUCCGCCGCGUGUGGCUGGGCAUGCUGUCGCAGUGCGACCAGAGCCUGGGCCAGAAGGUGGCCGCCAAGCUGCAGGCCGCGUCGGCGCUGUGAGGCUGCCGCCGCCGCCAAAGCCUAGGCCUAGGCUGCGGCUGCGGCCCCAGGAGCGUGUCUCCAAGGCGGCUCCCUCCCAGCCGCCGCAGCGCUGCGGGGCUGCCAGCCAAGGCUGAGGCCAGCCUGAGGCGGAGGCUGAGCCCGCCGGAUGCCUUUCCCUCCGGCGCGGACGACUUUGCAUCGCAGGCAGCACAACCGCAACCCUCUCGACCCCUUUGAGCGUGCUUUCCACCACCCCAUGAUACCAAGUAGCCCAGUAGCUGUGCAGCAGCCAUAUUCACUGCUGCCGCCCUCGCCCCGCCGCCUGCCUCUACCCCUCGUCCCGUGCUAGCGUCCCUAGUGUGUGCACGUCCCUACCCAAGUUUUCCCACCUGUCUGCCAUGUGCCGGGCAGCCAUUUUUGCGGCCCAGUGCAGCCAGCCGCCUGCGCAGUGCCAGCCACGCCGCUGCGCAUGAUGCGUGCGUCGCGUUUGCUGCGCGCUGCCAGGCGUGCUGCCCGCUGGCCACCCCAGUUUUGCUGUGCGCGUGCCGAUUCAGCAGUUCCCAAGUCCCUUCCAAAUGAAUAUAGCGUUCUAAUCCAAUACAUGUAACGAAUGUAGCGUG
Chlorella variabilis is the source of this 2064-nucleotide messenger RNA. RefSeq lists its product as hypothetical. The record is from RefSeq and is a predicted model, not a curated record. Bases 20 to 1462 code for a protein of 480 amino acids. The transcript has 16 exons. NCBI's taxonomy places the organism in Eukaryota, Viridiplantae, Chlorophyta, Trebouxiophyceae, Chlorellales, Chlorellaceae. Gene Ontology annotation, biological process: hydrogen peroxide catabolic process; response to hydrogen peroxide. Gene Ontology annotation, cellular component: cytoplasm. Gene Ontology annotation, molecular function: catalase activity; heme binding.